Molecule: messenger RNA, 942 nt
Organism: Lates calcarifer (barramundi perch)
Lineage: Eukaryota; Metazoa; Chordata; Actinopteri; Centropomidae
Exons: 5
Coding region: 99-752 (217 amino acids)
Biological process (GO): cell surface receptor signaling pathway
Molecular function (GO): transmembrane signaling receptor activity
Source: RefSeq, a predicted model, not a curated record
GGCAUGAAUUCUGUUUCAUUUUCUCUCUUAUUAUUCAAGUUUCACACACUGAGUUGGACACAUUCCUCAGAUGCAGAGCGUCUGUCCUGGAUGUGAGGAUGGGACACACCUUGCUCUGUGUGCUGGUGUUAUUGAUGAACACGUUCCGCAAGUAUGGAGUCGCUCAAGAAUCAACAGCACAAAAUGUUACCGCCACCCUGAGAGGUGAUAAAAGAACCGUACCAAUGAGAGGAAGUGUGAUGCUGACCUGCUCUGUGGAUACUGAUGACUCCUCCCGCUGGAGAUAUCGGUGGUUCAGACGAACUACAGGACCUGUGGUAGAAAUAUUCAUGAGAAACAGAAAUAUCAGCGUCACAGAAGGAGGCAUCUACUGGUGCAGAGGAGAGAAAAGUGACCUGAAGAUCCUCACAGAGAAUAGCAAUAUGCUGACUAUUCACAAAAUUGUUUCCAGCAGGGCUGUUGUGACUCUGAAGCCAAACUGCACCCAGAUAUUCAGUGGUGAGACGAUCACUCUCAGCUGUGAGAUCCAGGGAGGUGGAGGUACUAAGUGGACGUAUGAAUGGAUGAAAUCUGCCUCAAACACAUCAGUGAGCCAUAAUGAAUAUAAGAUUAGGAAGGCUCUUAAGUCUGACAGCGGGAACUACUGGUGUAAGGGUAGACACAGUGGAAACUUGUAUUCUUCAACUGAAUGGAGUGAUGCUAUCACGUUGACAGUAUCUCAAAAGAAACCAAAGGCCAACAUAAAUGCCUGAGAGACGAGUCAUUCCAAUAGGUGGCAGUGUGACCCUGACCUGCACUGAGAGACUAUCACCUGCCUUGGAAAUACUACUGGUACAGAGGAGACAAGAGAAACCCUGAACGCAAACAACUGAACGCACCAAAUGCUGUUUUACAAGCAAAGGGACAAAUCAGAGUUUCACAGGAAGGACUCUACUGGUGCAG